AUGUCUGGAGGUGCGAAAGUCGAAGAUGGAGAGCCGGAAUUCAAGACACCUUUCCUCCCACCGCCAGAAGCAUCAAAAAGAGUCGAGCCGGAUGCCCUGUGCAAAGAGCCGGGAACGCAGCCGAGGGGAAACGGGGAAUCAUCAAAAUCACGCGGUACAGAGGAGACCGAGUCGACACGCGACACGGCACCGAAGAAGUCGGUACGAAAGCUGCUCCCCGCGCAAAAAUGUCCGUACGAGGAGCCGGAAUGGUCCGGGGAACCCGAUUCGAGUUACAGAGUCGUAGUUCUGCGUAACGGUGUCAUCGUCACCGAGGAAAAACUCGAGAAGAAUUACGUCGUAAUCGGCAGGCAUCAAGACUGCGACAUUGUGUUGGAACAUCCCUCGAUAUCCAAGUUCCACGCGGUGUUGCAAUUCCGUCGACCUCCGGCGGACGCACCAGAAGCCGCGGAAAAACUUAAAGGUUUCUACCUAUACGACCUCGGCUCUACGCACGGAACGCAAUUGAACAAAGAGCCGAUCGAUCGGAAAAGCUAUCACAGGUUGAAAGUGGGACACCAGUUCAAAUUCGGUUUCAGCACGAGGACCUUCAUCCUGGAAGGUCCGACACAGGACGAAGAGCCUGAAUCGGAGUUCUCGAUAACCGAAAUAAUCCAGCAGCGAAAAGAGAGGGAUUUAGAAAGAGAACGAAUCCAAAGAGAAGCGCGAGAGACCGCGGAAGAUCGACCAGAGCAAACUGAAGACACCGGGAUCAAUUGGGGCAUGGCUGAAGAUGCCGAGGAAGAUGACGAUAUGAUCUCUGAUGUGAAUCCUUUCGCUCUAAACAAUACGAUGAAUGAGCAACUAUAUCUCGAUGAUCCCAAGAAAACGCUGCGGGGCUGGUUCGAGCGAGAAGGAUACGAGCUCGAGUAUAAAGUCGAAGACAGAGGACUUGGUCAAUUCCAAUGCCGGAUAGAGCUGCCGAUCGAUACGGGUGCUGGUAGAUCUGUCAUUGCGGAGACGAUAGUCAAGGGUAAGAAGAAAGAAGCUGUAGUUCAAUGUGCGUUGGAAGCUUGCCGGAUUCUCGAUCGCUACGGAGAGCUUCGGAAAGCUCAUCACGAGGCCAAGAAGAAGAAGACGAAAGACUGGAAAGAAGAUGACUAUUACGACAGUGACGAAGACGAAUUCCUGGACAGAACAGGCGAUAUCGCCCAAAAAAGGGCGCAACGGAAGGCGCGUCUUGAGAAAACUGAAGUUGUGGAAACCUACGCUAGUCUCACCGAGAAAAUCGAGAAAAUCGAUCUCCGGAUAGCUGAAAUUCAGAACGAGCUCGAGAAGUCGAAAGAAGCAGAGGCCCAAAGCAAGGAAAUGGAAGGAGACUGUCUCGAUUCCUUCAUGAAGCAGUUGAAAGCAGGAACCGGCCUCGACAAAGUCAAGAGAUCUCAGCUCAGAACUGAGCAGACUAAGCUUAUUGUGGAACGGCAACAUCUCGUGAAAUUAGCCAACAUCGCCAAGCCAGCCGGCUUACCACCGCUGAGAACAGCUCCGUCCUUGGGAAAAGCAUCCACGUCAUGCUUGCGCGCCGCGAUUCCCAUGACAGGGUCCAUAAGAGGACCAAAACGACCCGUGAUGCCUCUCGUGGGGCUUCCCGCGAAAAUUUCGCGGUUGAAGGACGGAAUAACGAGCUCGGAAUCUAGUGAAUCGAAAGAAGACUGAUUCAUGGAUUUUAUCGGACGACGUAGAGUCCGUGCGUCCAAUAAUUUAAGAUGCGUGAUCCAUCAAAGACUCGAUCGGAGGCAUGUUCAUACGGAACGGCUGGUGGCAGCUCACG
Molecule: messenger RNA, 1810 nt
Organism: Galendromus occidentalis (western predatory mite)
Lineage: Eukaryota; Metazoa; Arthropoda; Arachnida; Mesostigmata; Phytoseiidae
Product: kanadaptin
Exons: 8
Coding region: 1-1695 (564 amino acids)
Molecular function (GO): protein binding
Source: RefSeq, a predicted model, not a curated record